AUGCCGGCGGCAAAAACGGGAUUCAAUCGGGUGCUAGACGAUUUGGCACGUCGUCAAUUGCAUCUCGAUUUUGAAUUUGGUACCGCUGCCGAAAAAUACGAACCAGUUCGGAGCAUUGGAGCGGGAGCGUUCGGAAUCGUUUGCGAAGCCGAAGAAACAACCAGCGAUGGUGGUAUCACAAAGGUUGCCAUAAAGAAGAUUGGGCACGCGUCAGCAACACCAACUCUGGCACGUCGUACAUUGCGUGAAAUUCGUGUACUACGCCAUGUACACCAUGAUAACAUCGUGUCAAUGAGAGAUAUUUUUCGUACGAGAGGACCAUUAGGCAUCAAUGUUUAUUUGGUGAUGGAUCUCAUGGAAUACAGUCUUCAUCAGGUCAUUCACGGCUGUUCAAAUGAACUCGACGACUACUUGAUCAGAAGAUUCCUAUAUCAAUUGUUGAUGGGACUUCGGUACCUCCACACGGCCGGCAUCGCUCAUCGUGAUCUGAAACCGUUAAACCUGUUGGUGAACAGCGACUGCACCUUACGUAUCGCCGAUUUUGGUAUGGCAAAACUCGCCAUGAGGGAUCAGAUCGAUGAGGCUGAUGAGCACUGCUUCUACAUGACACAACACGUUGCCACUCUACCGUACAGAGCCCCGGAACUACUGUACGUGAUGCCAGAGCACUCGACGGCAGUGGACAUGUGGGCUGUUGGAUGUAUAUUCGCCGAGAUGAUCCUGAGACGUGAACUGUUCCCGGGCCGCAGUGUUUCCGGUCAAAUCAAAAUCAUACUCACAAUGCUUGGCGCUCCAUCCCAAAAAAUUCUGGACGAGAUACGUUGUGAACGUACGCGACGACUCAUUGAGAACUUCGGCGACCACGCCCAACGACCAUGGCCAGAAAUUAUGUAUUGCAGGGAACGCGAGAACAGUCUGAUGCAGGUGUCGGACGAGAUGAUCGAUCUGAUUUCGAAGCUUAUCGUUGUCGAUGUUGAAGAUCGAAUUGAUGUACAAGGCGCUCUCAAUCACUCAUACAUUACGCAAAGUAUCAGUGCCGAUGAGCUGCGUGCGCAGAAAACUUGCCCGUUCAAGGUGAAAAUGGAUAUGGCAGCCGUUGAGACGCUUACACAUCAGGAAUUAACCCAAGCGUUAAAUAGGGAUGUACGAUCAGCGGACUGCUCCAUCUAUGCAGUACAUUCUGGAGGUUCCGAAGGUUCGAAAAACUCGACCGAAUGUUCGAGUGCCGAAUCAGAAGAGGGAAGUGGGACUCGAAGCGAAUUUGGUGGCAUGAGCCCAAUCAUGACUGCACUAUAA
Molecule: messenger RNA, 1296 nt
Organism: Ostertagia ostertagi
Lineage: Eukaryota; Metazoa; Nematoda; Chromadorea; Rhabditida; Trichostrongylidae
Source: the annotation of a GenBank genome assembly